Molecule: messenger RNA, 1903 nt
Organism: Alnus glutinosa
Lineage: Eukaryota; Viridiplantae; Streptophyta; Magnoliopsida; Fagales; Betulaceae
Product: delta(8)-fatty-acid desaturase 2
Exons: 2
Coding region: 174-1517 (447 amino acids)
Biological process (GO): lipid metabolic process
Cellular component (GO): membrane
Molecular function (GO): oxidoreductase activity, acting on paired donors, with oxidation of a pair of donors resulting in the reduction of molecular oxygen to two molecules of water
Source: RefSeq, a predicted model, not a curated record
UGUCUCGUUGUGAACCUCUGCUUCGCUGUACAGCCUGUACGAUAUAUAAAACCUUCGUAGGGAUAGUUGCUCUAAACCAGAUUAUAACGCUGAGCCCAAUUGUUGUUGAAAGACAGAGAGAGAAGGAGACGAAUCCAAAUCAAAUCAGAUUUGCAUUGGCAUCUACUAACAAAAUGGAGGCGGAGAAGAAGUAUGUCACCGUCGAGGAGCUCAAGAAGCACAACAAGCCAGGGGACUUGUGGAUCUCCAUUCAGAAUAAGGUUUACGAUGUCUCUGACUGGAUUAAGGAUCACCCUGGUGGCGACGCCCCUCUCCUCGGUUUGGCUGGCCAAGAUGUCACCGACGCUUUCAUAGCGUACCAUCCUGGCACCGCGUGGCAAUACCUCGACAGGUUCUUUACUGGGUAUUAUCUUAAGGAUUUCAAGAUCUCAGAGGUGUCCAAGGAUUACAGAAAGCUUGCCGCUGAGCUUGCCAAACAGGGCUUGUUUGAAAGGAAAGGGCAUGGGACUAUGUACUCCCUUUUAUGCAUUGCUUUAAUGAUGUCCCUUGUUGUUUAUGGUGUCUUGUGCUCUGAGAGCGUCUUGGUUCAUUUGGGUUGUGGUAUGUUGUUGGGUUUACUUUGGAUUGAGGGUGCUUAUGUGGGUCAUGAUUCCGGGCAUUACCAAGUAAUGUCAAACCCCGUAUGCAACAGAGCUGCGCAAAUCUUUUCUGGGAAUUGCUUAACUGGGAUAAGCAUUGCUUGGUGGAAAUGGACUCAUAAUGCCCACCACCUUGCUUGCAAUAGCCUUGAUCAUGAUCCCGAUCUCCAACACAUUCCAGUCUUUGCCGUGUCCUCAAAACUGUUUAAUUCUGUAACAUCCUGCUUUUAUGGGAGGGAGAUGAAGUUUGAUUCUCUGGCUAGAUUCCUAGUCAGUUACCAGCAUUGGACAUAUUACCCAGUCUUGAGUGUUUCACGGGUUAAUUUGUUUGUUCAGACACUCUUGUUGUUGUUCACUAGGAGGGGAGUACCUAAUAGAGGAUUGAACAUAUUGGGAAUCCUAGUAUUCUGGACCUGGUUUCCUCUCCUUGUGUCAUGCCUGCCCAAUUGGAGCGAGAGGGUGAUGUUCGUGAUGGCGAGUUUUGCUGUGACAGGGAUCCAACACAAUCAGUUCACUUUGAACCAUUUUUCGGCGGAUGUUUAUCUGGGACAUCCUAAUGGGAAUGAUUGGUUUGAGAAGCAGACAGGUGGGACUUUGGAUAUUUCUUGCUCGCCAUGGAUGGAUUGGUUCUUUGGUGGAUUGCAGUUCCAGCUUGAGCACCAUUUGUUCCCGCGAUUACCGCGGGGCCAGUUGAGGAAUGUUUCUCCUAUUGUGGAGGCUUUAUGCAAGAAGCACAACUUGCCUUACAGAAGUAUGUCCUUCUGGGCUGCCAACGUAUCCACCAUUAGGACCCUCAGGACCGCUGCCCUACAGGCUCGCGACAUGACUGGCCCUGUCCCGAAGAACUUGGUGUGGGAGGCUUUUAAUACUCAUGGCUGAGACAAAGGCCUUGUUUUUUGGUUGGUAUUUUCAUAAAUUUCCCUGGCUUGUGCCUGUGCCAGUGCCAGUAGGAUGACUAUUACUUCCAAAUUUGAUAUCAUAUCUCAUAUACUGUGCUUCUAUUUGAGAUCCAGAUUUUGAGAUCCAGAUUUAUUUUCUUUGUUUUUUUUUUUUUUUUUUUUUUCUCGUUUAAAACAAUAUACUAGAUGAUUUUCCUCCAUUACCACAGAGUGCUAAGCUAUGCUUGAUAUUUCUUCACGUUGUGGGAAUUCUUAGUACCAUAGUGAUAUUCUCUGACUGGCAGUUUUAUAUAUUCUUCCUAGGAAAUUCUACAUGUUGAUGAGAAGAAAGUUAAUUUAUUAUCUAAUGUUUACAGUUUUUCUUUA